Messenger RNA from Diachasmimorpha longicaudata, 1723 nucleotides. It is a transcript of the gene Dph1, whose product is annotated as 2-(3-amino-3-carboxypropyl)histidine synthase subunit 1. The coding region runs from base 431 to 1663 and encodes 410 amino acids. Gene Ontology annotation, biological process: protein histidyl modification to diphthamide. The record is from RefSeq and is a predicted model, not a curated record. Lineage: Eukaryota; Metazoa; Arthropoda; Insecta; Hymenoptera; Braconidae. The transcript has 5 exons. Gene Ontology annotation, molecular function: 2-(3-amino-3-carboxypropyl)histidine synthase activity.
CAGCUCGACCGUCAGUAACUCCGACUACCUAACCUACCUAACUACCUAACCAACAAUUAGACAAAUAAAUUAUUGAUCUACAAAGAAAAUCAACGAUACAUUGUAAGCUCAGUACGAACAAGUACAAACCUAGUACAAACAAUAGAAUUGGUUUAUUUUGCAAAAAAAAAUUACCUGUUGGCUAUGUACAUACGAAUGAACUACUCUGUUAGAUGGCGCUGUAGAAUACUUUACACAUGGUGGUAAAUAAACAGUGAUAAGUUUGUGAAGAGCAGUCAAAGAUCAAUAGUUUUUGUGGCUUUUCAAGUGAUAACGAACCCUUAAUCCAAAAAAUUAUUCAUAUUUAUAACGUCAAGUUGAACUUGAACGAUUUAUUCGCUCAUCAACAUCCCCAUCCGCUCCUAACUCGAAUAAUCCAGUUUCAUCCAUAAUGAGUACCGAUGAGAGUUCUGUGGUCGUAGUAAAGGCAAAACCCGUGAGAAAGGUCUUCAAGGCUCCUGUAAGAGUCAAUAAAAUACCUCAGGAACUUCUGAAUGAUCCUCUGUUGAAUGCAGCCAUAGCAGCACUCCCUCAGAAUUAUAAUUUCGAGAUUCACAAGACCAUUCAGAGGAUCAGGGAGACCAAGGCCAAGAGAGUUGGUCUACAAAUGCCCGAAGGACUCUUGCUGUAUGCAACCACUAUCGCGGAUAUUAUCGAGGACUUCACAGAGGCUGAGACUGUCAUAAUGGGUGACGUGACUUAUGGUGCUUGUUGUGUCGAUGAUUAUUCAGCGCGUGCCCUGAACAUUGACAUUCUGAUUCACUAUGGACACUCCUGCCUCAUCCCCAUCGACCAGACUGCCGGCAUCAAAGUCCUCUACAUAUUCGUGGACAUUAAGAUCGAUACCGCCCAUUGUAUUGAUUGCUUACAAGCCACAUUGCCAGUGAUCACCAAAAUAGCCCUCGUAAGCACGAUACAGUUCGCGGGAACGCUCCAGGCGAUCGCCAAGGAAAUGCGGAACGCUGGGUACGAGACAACGGUGCCCCAGAGCAAACCUUUGAGUCCUGGAGAGAUUCUGGGUUGUACAGCUCCACAAAUCCGUUGUGCAGACGCCUUAAUCUACAUUGGAGAUGGUAGGUUCCAUCUCGAGGCAGCGAUGAUAGCGAAUCCAAGGCUGAGGGCCUUUAGGUACGAUCCCUACGACAAAAAACUCACGGAAGAGUUUUACGAUCACGAACAGAUGAGAAUUGUCCGACACAAUGCCAUAGAAAGGGCCAAACAUUCACAAACCAUCGGAUUAGUACUUGGAACGUUGGGCAGACAGGGAAAUCCAGCGGUUCUGAAGGGUUUGGAGAGACGAAUUAAUGCUCUUGGAAAGAGGAAUGUCAAUAUCCUUCUGUCAGAAAUAUUUCCGGACAAAAUUGCCAUGUUCGAUCAUGUGGAUUCUUUCAUUCAGAUUGCAUGUCCAAGGCUGAGUAUAGACUGGGGCACGGCCUUUCAAAAGCCAUUUCUCACCCCAUACGAGGGUGCUGUGUCACUAAAUCUAUCGAAAUAUGAGCAAGACAAACCCUACCCAAUGGACUUUUACGCAUCGGCUUCUCUCGGACCAUGGACACCCAAUCACAAACCGAAUGAUCUUGAAAAGCAGAGUGACGCGUGUUGUGGCAAAUGUAAGAAUAAAUAAUACUUUUAUUAUUUUAAUUAACGGCUUAACUGGAAAUAAAGGGAACACACUUUUAACAAA